GGAUAUGGACCAUAUGGCUUCAGAAAGCUCAGAUAAACCAAUACGUAAGCUCUUACAUCAGUAGCAAAUCAACUGGCUUCAAAUCUUCAACCUAUUCAUAUACAACGGAACAAAAACGAAAAAGAAAAAGAAACAAAAAAAACAAAAAAAAGGAAAAAAGAAAGGAGAAAUUACGAAUCUCAUCGUUCCCCAUGAGUUCAAAUUCAAUGCCUAUCCAAAUCCAAGCCAACCAGCUUCACUUCAUCUUGUUUCCUCUAAUGGCUCCAGGCCAUAUGAUCCCAAUGGUCGACAUUGCUAAACUGUUGGCCCGACGCGGUGCUUUGGUCACCAUUUUCACUACACCGCUCAACGCUUCCCGUUUCAAAACAGUUCUCUCACGCGCCACAGAAUCCGGGCUUUGCAUCCGGCUCAUCCUACUCGAGUUUCCAUGUGAAGAAGUGGGAUUGCCCCCAGGCUGUGAGAACUGUGACUUGCUACCUUCAUCAAAUUAUCUCAUCAAUUUCUUCACUGGACUUGAUAUGCUGCAGAAACCAGUAGAAGAUAUAGUUAAAGAGCUUACACCGCCACCAAAUUGCAUGAUAGCCGACAUGUGUUUCCCUUGGACAAUCGAAGUCGCUCGCAUGCUUGGUAUUCCUAGGAUAUCUUUCCAUGGACUAGGUUGCUUUUGUCUCCUUUGUUUACACUCUGUACGAACCUCCAAGAUUCUAGACAAAAUAGAAUCGGAUGCAGAGUAUUUUGUUGUGCCUGACCUGCCUGAUCGAAUCGAGGUGACCAAGCCCCAGUUGCCUGAUGCAUUGGUUUCAACGUCAAAUGAUUUUACACGGAGACUGGUGGCAGCUGAUUUGGAAUCCUAUGGAGUAAUCGCUAAUACUUUCGAAGAGUUGGAGCCAGAAUAUGCUGAAGAAUACAAGAAGGCAAGAAACGGUAAAGUUUGGUGUGUUGGACCAGUUUCAUUAAGCAACAAAGAACAGGUGGACAGGGCCCAAAGAGGUAGCAUAUCCUCUGUUGAUGAACAACAAUGCCUGAAAUGGCUAGAUUCAUGGGAACCAGGCAGCGUCGUUUAUGCUUGCCUGGGAAGCCUUUGUAAUCUUAGAGAACCACACUUGAAAGAGCUUGGAUUGGGCUUGGAAGCCUCAAACAAACCAUUCAUUUGGGUCAUAAGGGGAGGGAGUAGUAUUGUCUUGGAGAGGUUAAACAAGUGGAUUGAGGAAGAUGGAUUUGAGGAAAGGAUCAAAUCAAGAGGCCUCUUGAUUCGUGGUUGGGCUCCACAAGUGCUCAUCUUAUCACACCCAUCAAUCGGAGGGUUCUUAACGCAUUGUGGAUGGAAUUCUACACUGGAAGCGAUAUCAGCUGGGGUGAGCAUGGUGACGUGGCCUCUGUUUGCUGACCAGUUUUUGAAUGAGAGACUAGUUACCCAAAUUCUGAAAAUUGGUGUUCGGGUUGGAGUGGAGGUUCCAUUUAAACUUGGAGAGGAAGACAAGAUUGAUGUAUUGGUGAAAAAGGAGGACGUGAAAAGGGCUACAGAAGAAUUGAUGGAUGAAGGGAAAGAAAGCAAUGAGAGAAGGGAAAGAGCUAGAAAGCUGGGAUUGAUGGCAAAGAGGGCUGUAGAAGAAGGUGGAUCAUCCGACCUCAAUAUGUCAUCUUUUAUCCAAGAAAUCAUGCAACUAGCAAUUGAAAAAUCCAAGUAAAGGGUGACAGACAAAAGAGAGAUUUAUAAUUUUAAUUUGAUCAAAUGGAAUUGUUGUUAUAUGUGUUAAUUAUAUUGAAAUCUUUAAAGGAUUAAAUUGCAAAGAAUGAUGCUCUGGAAGGCUACAGUUCCUCUGUUUCCUUCCCUUUUACAUAUAUUCCAUUUGGGACGUAAAAGCUUUUCAUUAAAUGGCCUUUCGAAAUAAUCUCAUGAGUGGUUUGUACAUUUUUACAAAUAGUUACGUAUCAUAGAUUGGUUUUUUAUUGGUAAUAAAAUAGUUACG
Ziziphus jujuba (common jujube) is the source of this 1970-nucleotide messenger RNA. Its product is annotated as UDP-glycosyltransferase 73C25. NCBI's taxonomy places the organism in Eukaryota, Viridiplantae, Streptophyta, Magnoliopsida, Rosales, Rhamnaceae. Bases 192 to 1688 code for a protein of 498 amino acids. The transcript has a single exon. The record is from RefSeq and is a predicted model, not a curated record. Gene Ontology annotation, molecular function: UDP-glycosyltransferase activity.